Molecule: messenger RNA, 1446 nt
Organism: Penicillium chermesinum
Lineage: Eukaryota; Fungi; Ascomycota; Eurotiomycetes; Eurotiales; Aspergillaceae
Product: catalase
Exons: 12
Coding region: 1-1446 (481 amino acids)
Biological process (GO): hydrogen peroxide catabolic process; response to hydrogen peroxide
Cellular component (GO): mitochondrion; peroxisome; cytoplasm
Molecular function (GO): heme binding; catalase activity
Source: RefSeq, a predicted model, not a curated record
AUGUCUGACCAGAAGUACUACACUUUGGCAGAAGGAUGUCCCUAUGCAAGCAGCCAAACAAGUGUUCUGAUGCGGAAUAAAAGUGGCGGUGGGCUGGGACUACUCCAAGACACACAGCUCAUAGAGACCUUGGCUCAUUUCUCGCGAGAGAGAAUCCCUGAACGUGUUGUGCAUGCAAAGGCUGUAGGCGCCUAUGGCGAGUUCGAAGCUACCCGCGAUUGUUCCGACUUUACCAGUGCUAGUUUUCUGAACCAAGUCGGGAAAAAAACCCCAGUCCUUCAGCGGGUGUCGACCGUUGGCCCCGAGUCGGGUUCUGCAGACACAUCUCGUGAUGUUCACGGGUUUGCGUUGAAGUUCUAUACAGACGAGGGAAACCUGGACUGGGUUUUCAAUAACACGCCUGUGUUUUUCAUUCGCGACCCGGUCAAGUUCCCCUCGUUGAAUAGAUCUCAUAAGCGAAACCCCCGAAGCCACCUUCCUGACGCCAACAUGUUCUGGGACUUUCACGUUGGCAAUCCAGAGGGUAUCCAUCAACUUCUGGUUCUCUUCAGUGACCGCGGCACGCCCCGAUCCGUGCGCUACUUGAACGGGUACAGCGGCCACACGUACAGAUUCACGAAGCCGGACGGCUCUUUCAAAUACGCCAAGAUUCAUAUCAAAACACAGCAAGGCGUCGAAAACCUUAGCCGUGAGGAAGCCACUCGAAUUGCAGGUGAAAAUCCAGACUACAUGAUUCAGGACAUGUACGAGGCGAUUGAGCGAAAGGAAUAUCCGGUUUGGAAUGUGUAUGUGCAACUGAUGAGCCCCGAGGAAGCGGAAAAUUACCGAUGGAACAUCUUCGAUAUGACCAAGGUCUGGUCGCACAAGGACUUCCCACUUAUCCAAAUUGGCCGGCUUACUAUGAACCGCAAUCCAAACAAUUAUUUUGCGGAUAUUGAGCAAGCUGCUUUUUCGCCAUCCACGGUUGUUCCCGGAUUUGCCGCAUCUGCUGACCCAAUUUUGCAAGCACGGCUCUUUGCUUACCCUGAUGCCGCCCGGUACCGACUCGGGGUGAACUAUCAACAACUCCCCACCAACGCGGCCAAAUCGCAAGUUUACUGCCCCUUCCAACGUGACGGGGCGAUGCGGAUGGACGGAAACUACGGCGGCGACCCGAACUACGUCGGUUCGACGAUUCAGCCUCUCCUAUACUACCAAGACGUGAAGAAAACAACCCCCCAGGCGUUGAAUCUGAGCGGAGCACACGAGAAAUGGUUGUGGGAAGUCAUCGGGCGGGAGCCUGGUCACCAAGAAAGGGUUAUCGAGAAUCUCGUCGGCAGCUUGAUCGGCGUGAAGUAUCCGGAAUUGCGCAAGGGUGUUUAUGCUCUUUUUAGCCGGGUAAACAAGGACCUAGGGUCAGCCUUACAGAAACGUGUCGAAGAGGAAAUCAAGGCGAAGCAAUCUUGA